Messenger RNA from Seminavis robusta, 2448 nucleotides. The record is from the annotation of a GenBank genome assembly. Lineage: Eukaryota; Bacillariophyta; Bacillariophyceae; Naviculales; Naviculaceae.
AUGGUAUCCGAGAAGGAGAUCUUGAACCUAACCGCGGAAAGUCAGGCAGAUGAUGAUGAAGACGAGGAAGAAGAGACAAGUCAAAGGAAUGUCGCUACACCUGGAGACGAAAGCAACGAGAAUCAACAGCAGCCGGCUCCUUCUACUAGUAGUGCAGGCACAAAUAAUGUCGCAUCGACUACCCAGAGACCGAGUAUGACUUUGAAUGCUCGGGGAGAGGCAGAACUUGCUGCUUUUGAAUCCAAAAUCCACCAAUCCAGGGCACCCCGUAGUGGUAGUAGGGAUGAAGACGAAUCCAUACCACUUCCAGCCGAACAGAGAGGACGCAUUGAUGAGGAACUUGGAAAACUCUAUGGUGGCAUGCUCCAGAGAUCGUCUCAUAACGAAAAAGAAACUGGGGGGCAUCCCACUCAAUCCUCUGAUGGCACUGUCGCCACUAUCAACACCAUCAGUAGCAUCUCAGGGUCCGAGGACACUACUGGGAUUCAACGGCCUCAGAGAAGGGCUGUUUCGGCGCCUGUGGCCACACCGGGAGCCUUCCCGAUGGGUACUGAAGGGGCACGACAAAUCACUCAACCUGGCAGAUUAACCACGCAACCCUGCAUGGCAGAUUCUACUUGCCGUACAGAUGAUGACAACACCCCACUGAUUGUCGAAGGAGAUGACGACGAGGAAGCUGCCCCCUUCAACCAUUCGCCCAACAACAAUUCGCCACAAUUGGAUCUAUUGGUCGAAGCCAGAUUGGUUGGAGAACGCUCGGCCGCGCUGUCGUUUGCAACACGCAACAGUGAAGGCUCCCGUCGUAACACACCGGUUCUAGCUCAAGCCAGUCCAAUGGACGAAAAUGCACCCUUGACAUGGAAAGAAGUCCUCACAAGUCCCAAAGUAAUGGUAUUAUUGUCUCUGGCUCUACUACUAGUCAUUGCUGCCUCCAUUGCUGGAAUCAUUAUUGGUGUCUCCCAGAGUGAAACCAACGACAAUAGUGAUGAUACUCAAAGUGCUGUUGUUGUGGAACCGUUCGACAAGACGCUUCCCGAACAAACCAUACAGGCCAUGCAGCAAGAUCCGUCCUCGCCACAAGCUCGCGCCAAUCAAUGGAUGGUGGAAGACCUGCUACAGAAUAAUUCAUUCGACCAACGGAGACAGAGGCAACGAUUCGCCCUCGCUACCUUUUACUAUGCCACGGGAGGGGACGAACAUUGGAGUGAUGAAGGCAACUGGUUGAACCAUUCCCUCAGUGAAUGCGAUUGGGGAUUAUGGGCUGAUUGGACGGUAGGAUUCGGUGGGGACACCGAUAUCGAUGACGGAUUUUAUACCGAUAAUGGAGUUUAUUCCAAACAAAACUUUGAGAAUGUCUGGCAGGCUCAGGAAGGUUUACAGGCCAAAGAGCAAGAAAGAAGGAUACAUGCUUGCACUGGAAGUAAUGACAGCACGUAUCACUAUCUCAUCUUGAUGCCCAACAUUCUUGUCGGGACAUUACCUCCGGAACUCUUCCUGUUCCUACCCGAGUUGACGACGCUCAUGUUGGGAUGGAACGCACGGUUGACGGGGCCGAUUCCGAGUGAGGUUGGUUUGUUGUCGUCGCUGGAAUAUUUGGAUUUGGAUGAUUGCAGUUUUCUUCAUAUCCCGUCGGAGAUCGGAAGGCUCAAGAGCUUGCAGGCUCUCAAUCUCUAUCACAAUCAGAUCAGCGGUGUCAUUCCCACUGAGCUUGGAAUGUUGGACCAACUCAAGUAUCUGUUUCUGGAUAGCAAUCAAAUGACCGGUCGAAUUCCUUCUGAGCUCGGACUUCUGAAGGAUCUCGUGUUUCUCUCACUGGAAGCCAACGCCUUGACGGGAUCGAUUCCGGAAGUGUUGUUUCCAGAGGGAUCACGCUUGUACGACUUGAGAUUGGGCAUCAACUCAUUUGAAGGCAGUCUCCCUUCUGCAAUCAACCACUUGACGGACUUGACGUAUCUGCAUGUAGGCGACUGCGGCCUUCAGGGUACAAUACCCGACAUUGGCCAAUUGACGCUGUUGGAAGGGUUGGUAAUGGCAGACAAUAAUCUCACUGGCACCAUAUCAAGUGAGAUUGGAUUGCUGACCAGUUUGGAAGAGUUGAUGCUUGAAGAGAACCAAUUGGUAGGCGCCGUCAGGGCCGAAAUUGGGGCUCUUACGGCACUGGUAGAGCUUCAGCUUGGUGAGAACCAACUGACUUCCUUGCCUUCGACAAUGGGUUUGAUUGACUCUCUUGUGGUUCUGGAUGUGACGAGGAAUCCCCUGGUUGGUUCGUUACCAUCCGAGCUCGGGUUGCUGACGAAUCUAGAGUCAUUCCACCUGUCUAAUACCUACCAGUCUGGCGCCAUUCCGCCUGAAGUCUGCGAGUUGCAAGAAGAUGGAGUGUUGGAAGAAAUAGAAGCGGAUUGUGAUUCUGUGGACUGCUGCGAACAAUCGAGUGACUCAGUCGAUUGA